Molecule: messenger RNA, 1658 nt
Organism: Cannabis sativa
Lineage: Eukaryota; Viridiplantae; Streptophyta; Magnoliopsida; Rosales; Cannabaceae
Product: light-inducible protein CPRF2
Exons: 6
Coding region: 205-1575 (456 amino acids)
Biological process (GO): regulation of DNA-templated transcription
Molecular function (GO): DNA-binding transcription factor activity
Source: RefSeq, a predicted model, not a curated record
AGAGAGACCUACCGUUUGGUUGGUGGUAGGAAGCACAGCGGAUCAUAUCUCCAACAAAAGAGCAGAGGUGGCCCCCAUAUAAAAUUGUCUUUGCGGACACAAAACUGAGAAUUGAGAUCACGAACAAAAUCCUCAAAACCCCAAAAACAAAAAAAAACUUAAUUAAAAAAAAAAAAAAAAAUUGGGUGAAGGAAGAAGACGACGAUGAAUUCUGUGUUCUCCAUCGAUGAUAUCUCCGAUUCUUAUUGGUCUACGUCUCCGGCCAUGAAUCGGAGCGCUUCUGAGUGGGCCUUAGAGCGCUUUCUCGAGGAGUUUUCUACUCCGACCACCGCUACUUUGAAUCAUCGACCGCAUCCGAUGACCGCUCCCACUUCUUCGCCUUCUUUGCUUUCUCAAUCGUCCAGUUCCAAGUUUCCGGAAGCCGAUGAUGAGGUCGUCGAAAUUAAGAAGCCUGAAAAUCAUCGCCAUCAUCUUCCUUCCUCCGAUGCUUCGUCCACGGUUACUAUGCUCCCUGGGGAUUCCGAUUCGUACCGUGAAUUUCUGAAAAAUCAACUUGAUUUGGCUUGCGCUGCUGUUGCUCUCACUCGCGAAUCAUUGGCUGUGAAGCCUGGGGAUUCUAUUAAUUUAUCUCAGAGUCACUUGCCGGCGUCGGGGACUUCACAAUUGGGAUCUGGAGCUCACGAUGAAGGUAGGGGUCAUGGUCUCUCAACGGCACGGGUUGAUAUUGAUGAUGGACCAAACGUUAUUCCAGCAUUACCUCCUAUACAAAAGAAAUUAGGACCUCAAAGUAGGCAAACAACUAGUGGAUCAUCAAAGGAGGACUCAGAUGAUGAUGAUCUUGAUGGAGAUAUGGAUAACCUGGACAACUUGGAUCCUUCUGAUACAAAACGUGCUAGGAGGAUGCUGUCUAAUCGAGAGUCAGCUAGACGUUCAAGAAGAAGAAAACAAGCACAAAUGAGUGAACUUGAAACACAGGUUGGUCAACUAAGGGUUGAGCACUCUACACUUUUAAAGCGUCUUUCUGAUGUGAACCACAAGUAUGAUAAUGCUGCUGUUGACAACAGAAUCUUAAAAGCUGAUAUCGAGACAUUGAGAGCUAAGGUGAAGAUGGCGGAAGAGACAGUUAAGAGAGUGACAGGACUCAAUCCACUGCUUCUAGCUGCGUCCAAUGGCUCGUGCACAGGCUUACCCUCCAUGAAUGGUCCAAUGGAUGCAUCUACUAACGCUGCUGUUGCAAUGCAACGGAACCAAAACCAGAUGUUUCACCAAGCAGUCCCAGGUAUCAACGCUCCCAUUCCACACCAUCAGAGAUUAGAUGGAAGAGGCGGAGGUGGAGGCUACCAUGGUAACACCUCAAUGUCUCUUGUUGGGAACCCAAGGAACGAUGUUGCUCCACAGAAUGAUGUCGGGGGAAACAAAUUAGGUGAGAUGCCUUCGAUUCAGCAUUCGGGUAGAGUUGGAAACUUGCCGAAGCAUCUCAGUCAAGGAACAAAUUCAUCAGCAGCAGCAGCGGCUGAGGCGUUGCCCAGUUGGGGAGGUGAUGUUGCCAAAAAUAACAAGCAGAACCGUAUUUAGUGGUUCGUAUCCCAUUUUAGAUAUGGGGCCUAGAAACAAACUUACUCAUUUGAAUAAGAUAAUGGAUUCAGAAUUAUGCUUUC